AUGGCUCUGAUUAUGAGCACAGAGGGCCUGCGUUCACAUCUGCAGUUCCAGGAGAGCAGACACCCCAGCCUGCAGCUGACCAGAGUGAGCCAGCAAGGGGAUGGGGACACCUCAGCCGCAGCAGCCCAGCCCCUCCGCUGCAACUCGGACCGCUACUGCCUGUCCCAGCCCCUGGGCCCAGCCCCUGCCCUGCUGUCCCCACAAACUUACUGUAAGCUUGCAGACCUCAGCUCUGGCCAUAGCAGGCCCACGCUCUCAGGCCUCCUGGGUUCAGGGCCUUGGGCCUACUCUCCCCAAAAACCCGCAGGCGCUACUGCACACAGCAUCAGCCGUCGGGCUCUGUGGCAAUUCCGCAAUGUGAUCAAGUGCACCAUCCCCGGGAGCAAUCCCUUGUUGGAAUACAACAACUAUGGCUGCUACUGUGGCUUGGGCGGCUCAGGCACCCCCGUGGACCAACUGGACAGGUGCUGCCAGACUCACGACAACUGCUACACGCAGGCAAAGAAGUUGAAGGACUGUAAAGUCCUCAUCGACAACCCCUACACCAACUCAUACUCAUUCACCUGCUCCGGGAACGUGGUCACCUGCAGCGCCAAAAACAACGCUUGUGAGGCCUUCAUCUGCAACUGUGACCGUGAGGCCGCCAUCUGCUUCUCCAAGGCUCCCUACAACAAGGAGAACAAAGGAAUUAAGUGCUAGACUUCUUACCCCAGUUACUGACUUCACCACCCCCACCUGGGUGACUGUGUUCACUACACACUCUGCCCUCCAAUAAAGCACCUCCU
Messenger RNA from Microtus ochrogaster (prairie vole), 785 nucleotides. RefSeq names its product phospholipase A2 group IB (gene Pla2g1b). NCBI's taxonomy places the organism in Eukaryota, Metazoa, Chordata, Mammalia, Rodentia, Cricetidae. Gene Ontology annotation, molecular function: phospholipid binding; signaling receptor binding; calcium ion binding. Gene Ontology annotation, biological process: positive regulation of fibroblast proliferation; phospholipid metabolic process; arachidonate secretion. The record is from RefSeq and is a predicted model, not a curated record.